Chinchilla lanigera (long-tailed chinchilla) is the source of this 1929-nucleotide messenger RNA. It is a transcript of the gene Slc25a23, whose product is annotated as solute carrier family 25 (mitochondrial carrier; phosphate carrier), member 23. Gene Ontology annotation, molecular function: calcium ion binding; ATP transmembrane transporter activity. The record is from RefSeq and is a predicted model, not a curated record. Lineage: Eukaryota; Metazoa; Chordata; Mammalia; Rodentia; Chinchillidae. Gene Ontology annotation, cellular component: mitochondrial inner membrane. Gene Ontology annotation, biological process: transmembrane transport.
UUCUGGCGCGGGCGGCGACGGCCAGCACUCAUCCCUUCCAGCCAGUGCCUGAGCCGGGCGGUGCGGUAAAGAAGCACCGGCUUCCUUGGCCUCGGAGCUGGCCCUGCGGGGCCCCGGGGGGGAGGGGGAGCCCCAAAGCCCCCGCUGAGGCUGCCGCUGCCGGGCCUCCCCCUCCCCCCCACGCUUCCCAGGCAGGCACCAUGCGGGGGGGCUCGAGCGACGCGGAGCGGCGCCAGCGCUGGGGUCGCCUUUUCGAGGAGCUGGACCGUAACAAGGAUGGCCGCGUGGACGUGCACGAGUUGCGCCAGGGACUGGCCAGGAUGGGUGGGGGCGACCCAGAUCGCGGCGCCCAGCAGGAUCGCUCGCCCGCGGAGGGAGAAGCCGAUGCAAGUGGCGGCCUAGACCUGGAGGAAUUCUCGCGCUACCUGCAGGAGCGGGAACAGCGCCUGCUGCUCAUGUUCCACAGCCUUGACCGCAACCAGGACGGUCAUAUCGAUGUCUCUGAGAUCCAGCAGAGUUUCCGAGCUCUGGGUAUUUCCAUCUCACUGGAGCAGGUGGAGAAGAUUCUACAAAGCAUGGACCGUGACGGCACGAUGACCAUCGACUGGCAGGAAUGGCGUGACCACUUCCUGCUGCACUCGCUGGAGAACGUGGAGGAUGUGCUGUACUUCUGGAAGCAUUCCACGGUCCUGGACAUCGGUGAAUGCCUGACGGUGCCAGACGAGUUCUCGAAGCAGGAGAAGCUGACGGGUAUGUGGUGGAAGCAGCUGGUGGCCGGCGCGGUGGCCGGCGCUGUGUCCCGCACGGGCACAGCUCCUCUGGACCGCCUCAAGGUCUUCAUGCAGGUCCAUGCCUCAAAGACCAACCGGCUCAACAUCCUGGGCGGCCUGCGGAGCAUGGUCCGGGAGGGGGGCGUCCUCUCCCUGUGGCGGGGCAACGGCAUCAACGUGCUCAAGAUCGCGCCUGAGUCGGCCAUCAAGUUCAUGGCCUACGAGCAGAUCAAGCGGGCCAUCCGGGGACAGCAGGACACCCUACACGUGCAGGAACGCUUUGUGGCUGGCUCCUUGGCCGGUGCCACGGCCCAGACCGUCAUCUACCCCAUGGAGGUGCUGAAGACGCGGCUGACCCUGCGGCGGACCGGCCAGUACACGGGGCUGCUGGACUGCGCGCGGCGGAUUCUGGAGCGGGAGGGGCCCCGCGCCUUCUACCGCGGCUACCUGCCCAACGUGCUGGGCAUCAUCCCCUACGCGGGCAUCGACCUGGCCGUCUACGAGCCUCCAUCGAGGGCGCCCCGCAGCUCUCCAUGAUGGGUCUGCUGCGACACAUCCUGUCCCACGAGGGCGUGUGGGGCCUGUACCGGGGCAUCGCGCCCAACUUCAUGAAGGUCAUUCCAGCUGUGAGCAUCUCCUAUGUGGUCUACGAGAACAUGAAGCAAGCCCUGGGGGUCACGUCCAGGCACCAGAUCCAGGCCCUUGUACAGCACGGGGUCCUCGAUCCCAAACCUGCUGGCGAGUCGCAGAUCGCCACGCCUCAAGCCCUGCAUCUCCAAGCUCAGCCGCUGGAUUCUGCAUGUCGAGAAACCUCAGCCACAGGAUCCUGACAAUGCAAUGCCUAGAUCCUGGGGCCCCCACCACCAGAUCCCAGAUCCCCCCGCACCCGACCACUGGAUUCCUGAAUUCCUUUACCUCGACCCUGGGCACUAGGUCCUUCUGCUUUGACUGCCGGAUCCCUACAUUUCAAGCACCGCACCCUCAGCCCCCCACUGACCACUGACUCCCAAGUUGCCAUCCCCAAGUGUGGGAGCCCAACAGCACAGCCAGGGGAUCCCGGCAGCUGAAGCUGCUGGAUUCCCGAUUCUAGAGUCUACAUUCCUUCACCCCAGGCAGUGGUUACUGAAAUCUUACCCACGGGAGGCACAUGCUAACCCUC